GGGCUUGUUUAUGAUCCCACCGGACUGCAUCGUUCAUGUUGGUUCUAUGUUGAUUAUGUGGAGAGAAGCAUUGAUUUUAUGUGGAUUAUGUGGAUAAUCGCUCGCUCUUCUUAAGGAUAUGUGGGCUAACCAAGCGUGGGCGUCGGGAACUGUCCCCGGCGCUCCUACGGGACAGGAUAAGAUUAGUGCAUUGCAACAACAAGCUCAGCAGUAUGCAGCCUUUCAGCAGCAACGUGAGCAGCAAUGGCCACCAUCGGCUCAAUCUGCGGUCAAUCCAUGGGUGUGGGGACAGUCUGGGGUGUAUGGAAUGUACAACAUGUACGGGAACCCAGCAGCUGGUGUUCUUCCAAUGAUGUCGGUUCCACCUCCAACAUACCAGUCCAACAACAUCCCCCAGUACAAUGCACCUCCCCCUGAGGUGCCCCCACCACCCCCAGAGGAUCCUCCUCCUCCACCGCCACCAGAUGAGGACAAGGACAAAUUGGGGAAGGAUGGCACGAAGGGUUCAGCAUUAGAUAACAAAGCCGCUCUUAUGUCUGAGAAAAAGGAGGACAGCAAGUCACAGGAGAAGCCAGACGAGGGGAAGACCCCUGACAAUCAGGCCACAGAAUCAAGGACCAAUCCUGCUGAUAGUAAGGAACCAACCCAAGGCCCCCAACAAGAGAACAUGGAAUCCGAGGCCAAAAGACAGAGACUUGAGGGACAGGACCCCGCCAACCCACAGGGCUUCAACUCCAUCCAGGGUGAGCAAGGUGGCAGCUGGGGGAAUCCCUUCACACCAGCCGGCAAUCAGCAUGACAGCGGCCAAGGCAAGGGGAACUGGCACCCUAGAGGAGGAAUGGGACGAGGGAAUAACCGCAUGCCUUGGAAUAACAAUCCUGGAGGAAACAAUAUGAACCAGCCUUGGGGACCAUACAACCAGGGACCAGACAACAGUGGAAGGAUUCCCCAAGAGCAAGGCAACAGGAAUAUUGCCAAUUAUGCCCAAGAUUCAGCAAGAGGAGGGUUUGGUGAUAACAGAGGAAUUAUUUCCGGAGGUGGCCAUGGACUCCUAAAUCAGCCAAAUGAUAUGCAACAAGUGAACCCAGAAUUGGAAUUGGACGAAGAGAAUGAUGAAGACUUGAAAGAAUUUGAUAGACGGUCUGAAAACUGGGAAAGGCAGUUCACACAGUGGCGAGAGCAAAAUAAAAAUCAUCCCGAUAAGACUGCACUUAACAGGUAUGAUGAGGACUGGAAGAGAUGGCGCCAGGAACUCUCACAAAAACGUGAAGAAAUUAAGAAGAAAAAAUUGGAAAAGUUACAGGAAGAGGCAAAUAAGAAUGUUGAUUCUUCCACCAACCAGAGUGUCCAGUCCCCAGCCAAUGUAGGUACCACAGCUGCUACCAAAGAACCUUCCAACAGUUGGCAGCAGGAUCAGGAGAGAGGAAAUGCUACGUUUGGCCAGGGGCCGGAGAGAAGAGACCUAAACCAACCAGCCAACUCCAGAGGCUUCAAUGACGAAAACCAGUUGGGAGUUAAUCAAAACCAAAUGGGUAGAGGACGUGGAGGAUUCAACAGGGGUGGCAUGGGUCCUGACCACAAUCUUGGGGGUUACAACCAGCAGGGCCGAGGCAGGGAUGACCAGGGAAACGAGAACUCUGCCUGGGGCGGAAUGGGACAGUUUGACCCGAAUCGAGGUUUUGAUCCCACCAACCAAGGGGGAUUUGACCAGUUCAAUCAGGGCAGAGGAGGGUUCUCCAAUUUCCGAGGAAGAGGAGGAUUCAACCAGCCAAAUAGUGGAAGAGGAAGAUUCAAUCAGUCUGACCAAAAUGAGGGGCUUCAGCAGAACAAUGUUAGCCAAGACAAUCAGCCAUUAGGUGGAUUGAAUCAAGACAGACAAAAUCAAGGUAGUUCUGGAAUGAGAGGCUUUGGACGAGGAGGAUUUGACCGUGGACGAGGGGGAUUCAGCCAAAGAGGGAGAGGUCAAGGAAUGUUCAAUAACCAGGGCCUUGGGCCAGAACCAACCCAGCAAGAAGAGUCUGCCAUGUGGAAUAAAGAUCAAGAUGACAGGAUUCAAGGAGGAUUUAACCAGGACCCACACAACAGAGGAGGUUUCAAUACCAACAAUCGAGGACAGGGUAAUUUUGACCAGGAUGAUCGAGAUAUGAGGAACUAUGAUGAAAAUGAAAGGAUUCAACAGGACAGUGGCAGAGGCCGUGGCAGUUUUGAUAUGAGAGGUAGAGGUCGUGGAAACUUUGACCAAGGUGGCAGAGGUUAUGACCAUGGCAGUAGAGGUUGGGGAGACUUAGACCAAACAGGGAGAAAUCCUGGUAAUUUUAACCAAAGUGAUAGAGGUUUUGGAGACUAUGAAAACAACAACAAAGGUCGAGGAGGUUUUAACCAAAGUGGCAGAGGCCGUGGAGGCUUUGAACACAGUGAAAGGGGCUGGGGUAACUUCGACCAAGAUGGUAGAGGUAUGGGAGGCUUUGACCAAGACAGUAGAGGUCGUGGAAACUUUAACCAGCGUGGGCGUGGAGGAUUCGACCAAGGUGGGAGAGGCACUCCUGGAGGCUUUGACCAAGGAGAGAGAGGCUCCAAUUUCUUUGACCAGAGUGGAAAAGGUCGGGGUGAAAGGGGUCCUUUUGACCAUGAAAGAAGCCAGGAAGGAUUUGAUCAAGGGAGAAGAGGCCCUGGAGACUUUGACAUGGGCGCAAGAGGUCGGGGAGGCUUUGACCAAGGGGCAAGAGGAGGACGAGGAGGCUUCGAUCAAGGAGGGAGAGGCCGUGGGAAUUCAAACUUCAACAACCAGGACCAUUCAAACUUUGGCCGAGGGAGAGACUUUGGUCAGAGGGGAGGGAACCAGUUUGGUCCAGGCCGGGGAGGAAGCAGUGGCAUGCCAGACCAAUCUAUGCAUGAUGGUCCUACUGAUGCAUUUGGAGAAAACAAGCCCAAUGCAGGUCAGGGCUGGAAUAACAACACAGACAGAUGGCAAGGAAACAACCCACCAUGGGGACCUGGAGGGAGGGGUGGCUUUAGUGGACCUGGUAACAGAGGCCGUGGCAGUGGCCGCUGGGAUGGCCGUGAUGAAGGUGGCCAAGGAAGGAAUUCCAACAUGGGCCCAAAUAGGGGACAAGACCCUGCAUGGUGGAACUCUGGGUCAAGGGAGAGCCUACUCGAACAGAACAGUGGGUCGCAGCUGACCGGGAAAGAUGACCAGCGGAAAGGGGACAAGAGCAGCUUUGGCUUCGGCAUGAAUGAGCCCAGCACCAUCCCAGGUCUGGACCUCCCAGACACCCAGGCUCCCACGGAGAACAAGAACAUGACGCCAAACCAGAAGAAUCCCGUGUCAGCCAAGACAGUGUUCCAUGACCAGGAGGAUGAGAAGAUUGAUGUUAAACUUGGUGCUGAACGCCUCCACAUUGGACCAAUUGGUGUACCACACAGCAAGGAAAAAUUUACACUACCAGAAGAUUGGUACGAUGACGAGGAAGAAAAUGAACACAAGGACACAGAGAAUAAAGAAGAGGCGAGUAGAACAGAGGAGCCCGUUCAUUCAGAAAACAAGAAAGACGAGCCAUUUGAACAAGGCUUUAAGGGUCAACAGAAUGCAGGUUUUGGAAUGCCUGACAGAGACAUGCAGCAAGGGCCAUGGCAAGGGGACAGGAGAGACAGACCGAUGUAUGGCCAAGAUUUUGAAGGCCAACAGAAACCAGGUUUUGGAAUGCCAGACAGAGACAUGCAUUCACCAUGGCAAGGGGAUAAUCGAGACCGGCCGCCAUUUAGACAGGGCCCAAUGGAUCCUCAGCGUCCCAACAGACCAGAGUCUAAUCCAAGGGCACCAGACACUGUGAUGCAUGAACGCUGGGGCAAUCGAGAGGAAGACCCCAGACAAGAGCGCUUCCCAAGGGAUGCAGGUCCAAAAGGCCGCUGGGGUGAAGGGUAUGACAGGCAUUGGGAUGACCGUUAUCCAGGAAGAGGUGGUCCCGAUGACCGAUAUAGAGAUGAUCCUUACUACAAUAGGUGGGAUAAUUAUGGUGAUCGAAGAGGCCAAGAACCCUUAUGGAGGGACGAACGUGAUCCUUACUAUGAGGACCGCUACGGGAGAGGGUCAAAAGAUUAUUAUGAUUGGCCACCUCGUGACAGGGAUUAUUAUGACCGAGAGAGAGAUCGCUUUUAUCAAGAUGGCAGGGGUCCAAGAGGGUCCUUUGAGAGGAAUGAACCAAGCUUUGGCACAGAACCCCGGAAUUUCCAUGAGAGAGAUCGAAGAAAUAGCUUUGACAGAGAGGGAAGGGAAUUUUUCGACAGAGACAGAAGGGAUCCAUAUUAUCGAGGUGAUCGAGAUGACUUUGGGAGAGAUUCUCGGGACUGGAGUGCACAGGCUGUAGAAAACCGAACAGUUGUUGACUAUGGACACAGUGGACCAGGUUCAGGAGGGAUGAAAAUGCCACCAAGUGAGGCAUCACCUUUUGGAAUGGGAGCUGAUAUGCCAAAACAGGGACAGGCUAACAUACCAGAGCAUGUAAGAAGAGACCCUAGCUUCAGAAUGGGAAGUGACGACAGAAGAGACAACCGGAGACUUGAGAAUUCCCCAAGACCCCCUAAUUUAGAUCGCAGCCAUAGCAGAUCCCCAUCUAAAAGUAGCAGCAGUAAGCAGAUGAAGCCCUCAGAAAGUGGGCACACACCACCUCUGAAUCAAGCAUCCAAGGAGCAAGAUGAGAUUGGGGACGUGGUGACUAUUGAGGAUCUGGUUUCGGUCCCUGGGAGGUUUAUGAGGCCUCCCAAGAUGGUGAUCAUUUUAAGAGGACCUCCAGGCUCAGGCAAGACAACAUUAGCCAAGAUGAUAAAGGAUAGGGAGGUUGAGAAUGGUGGUAAUCCACCAAGGAUUCUCUGCCUUGAUGACUAUUUCAUGGUUGAAACGGAAAAAAUGACCACUGAUCCAGAUACUGGAAGAAAAGUGAAGACGAAGAUUAUGGAGUAUGAGUUUGAGCCAGAGUUGGAGGAAAGCUAUCGAAUGUCGCUAAUUAAAUCCUUCAAGCGGCAAGUUGACGAUGGCUUCUUCCCAUUCAUCAUUGUGGACUGCAUUCACAACAAAGUGAAACACUUUGCUGAAAUGGCUACCCAUGCCAAGAAAUGUAAUUUUGAGGUAUAUAUUGGUGAACUAGAGGUAGAUCAGAGUAUCUGCCACAGAAGAAACACUCAUAACCACUCCAGAGAACACAUCCAGAACAUUAUUCGCCAGUGGGAGAAGACGCCUGCAUCGUAUACACGAGUAGAUCUGACUCCAUUCAUUCAAGAUGCUGCUAUUGAAGAGGUGGAAAUGGAAGAUUCCAUGGAACCAGCAGCUACAGAUAAAGAGAAAAAAGAAGAUGUAGAAGAUGAAGAUGAGGACAAGGAAGCCUUCAAAAAGGUAUGUCACUCAGGUGCUGCCCUCGAAAACCAUAGAACUGGUAACCAUCACAAUGUUAGCAAACGAUUAAAUCCUCCUCAAGUUAAAAAUAUGGCCUAUAACCAGAGCAAUUCAUCUGGGAGUGCCAAGAAGCCUGGCUCUGGACAAAGAUCCUCUGGAGCAAUAGAAAACAAGCAAAGUAAUUUAAAUAAGUGGGUUAAUCAGCCUGUUCCCCAAAAGUCUGAUAGUCUCAGCCAGCAAGGAGUUGGGAAAAUAGGUCCAUCACAAAAUGAGAAUAGUAAAAAGGAUAAAAACCAAGUAAAACCUAACCAGGUUGAUAAAAAGCAGGGUGUAGUAAAUCCUGCACAAAGCGAAGCCAGUGCUAAAGACCAGGGGAAACAGGAGAGCACCUCAGUGAAAAAGGAGCCAGAAAGAAGUGGAAAUGUGCUGCAGAAGACAGGAAAGGGUGGGGAUAAGAGAAAUUCUAUCCAAGCAGGUAGUCAGCAGGUAGGAGGUCAGCGAGUUGCAGGUCAAAUGGGAGCCAUGAGCUGGGCCUUAGGGAACCAGUCUGUCAGCUGGGGUGGGCUGGCAAGAGGGUUUAGCUGGAGUGCAGCCAGGUUGAGUGGGGUCAGCUGGGGCAUGAUGGGGGGUGCUACUCCAAGAGGAGGAAGGGGAGGUGGGGUUAGCUGGGGCACAGCCGGAAGAGGUAGGUUGAGUUGAGCCAGCAUUGUGUUGGUUUCAACAAGGGUAUAGGUGCCAGUAACAAGCAAAGGGGAAUUGUGAAAGUAAAAGUAGAAAUGGAAAAAUUAGUGAUAGUUUGGCUAGAUGUCUCAAGAGUUCUAAUCUAGAUUUUUUUUUUUACUCUUCCUUCUUUCUUCAUCAUCAUCUCUUGACAUUUUCAUUUGCAGCAGUAAGAAUAGGUUAUGUUUAUCAAUAUCCAGUAACAAGUUUGUUCAGGUGUGAUACACUGGUGUUUGGAUAAAUGCUCCCUUACAGGUUUGCAAAGAUGCAAAGGCUGACUUAUUGGAUAUUAUUCUAUAUAGCACUCAACUAUAAUUCUUAUUACUGAUGAAUACUUAACUUAAGUCACUCUGUCAUACUUACUGUUAAGACGAAGUGGAGUAAGAGCAUCACACAUAUUUGUCCACAAUACAGUAUUAUCACCAUUAUUUGCAAGUGAUCUCAUUGAAAAACUUUGCUCAAAGUUAAGGGAUUGUCGGUUGAAAAGAGAAAAUCGAUGCUAUGAAGGAAAGUCAUAAUUAUAACUUUAUAUAUAUAUAUGCUCGAAAAUGUAUUCAAAUGUCUGAUUGGUAUGUUUUAUUUAUCAGUAAGUAUGACAUGAUGUUAUGAUUAUAAUUCUAAAGUUUUUUUUAUACUGAAUAAAGAUAGAGAAAUUGUGCCGGUAUUCUGCAUAAAAGUGUUUUAUUGAUCAUUCUUGAAUUAAAUUAUUGGAAUUUGACAACAGAUAGGUAAUUUAUGUAACAUCUGAUAAAGGAAAUGAAGAUGGAACUUGAUCUCUCUGAUUUGAUUGUUCUUAUUGUUCCCUGAGAGGGAACUUCAGUUCUAUUUAUUGUUUAUGCUGUCCUUUGAAUAUAGUGAGUUACAGGUUUGUAUUUUCCCCCUUUCUUAAAUGCAGAAAACCAAGGAAACUAGUGAGUAGGGUGAAAAAAACAUGAGUGAAAGCUAUUGGAGGUAUUGUGAUUAAGAAGUAAAAAGGCUGAAUGAAAUUAGUGGAAAAGUGACUACAGAUAAGCAGGGUCCUUCAUAUUCUUUCUGUGCUUUGACGAUGUCAGUAAUACAAUCGGGAAACUACUGACUGUACUUUGAAAGUUUGUGAUGGUUAUGUGGUAUCAUUUUUUCUGGGAAAUAAGCAGGAUUCAGUCCACAAAAGUAUUUUGGAUAUUAGUACUGAUUUUCUGUAUUUAUGUAUUUAUUUAUUAUCAAAAUGAUAAUAUUAUUAUUAUUAUUAUUAUUUUAAUAAUGUAAUAAUUCAGUUUUUGUUUUACCAAAGAAAAUUUGCUUCUUUGUUGAUAUACUAAGUAUCUCUAGUAACAUGUGAUUUUUUUUUUUUUUUUUCUUUUGAACGAGAGAGAGACGAAGGUGGAGUAGGAUGAAAGAUAAUUGUAGAUGCUUUAGGUUGUUUACGUGUCUGUGUAUACUUAUGUAAGCCUGUACAGUAUUUCUGUGUGUUUGUAUGUUACACUCACACUGCCUGACUAUUUACUUGGGCCUGAAAACCAAUAUUUCUUGCUGUUUUCAGAACCAAAGCCUACUUUGGUUCUGAAAUAAACUAUAAAAAGUUGAGAACAAAGUCGUAUUUAACAUCUGUAAUAUAAUUUACUUCCAUAGCAAGGUACAUUUAUCAUUUAUUAAUCCACUUAAAAUUAUUGGCGUGUGGAAUAUAGGUAUCCAGUUAAAAGUAAAUUAGGUAAUGUAGGAAAGGGGAAAUGAACACAGCAGCUUUUGUGAAGAAAGAAUCCUAAAAGACAGUGGCUGAGCAGCAAAGUCUUAUGAAGGUUAUAAGACCUAAAAGUAACUUUUUUUCUGGUAUUUCCAGUCUUUUGGAACAAGUAAAUGGUUAGUGUGUUUGUGAGAGAGUGCGCAUGUGAGAGAGUGUGUAUGUGUGUGAGUGUGUAUGUGUAUGUGUGUGAGUGUGUAUGUGUAUGUGUGUGAGUGUGUAUGUGUGUGAGUGUGUAUGUGUGUG
Penaeus monodon (black tiger shrimp) is the source of this 8069-nucleotide messenger RNA. RefSeq lists its product as uncharacterized. The coding region runs from base 119 to 6085 and encodes 1988 amino acids. Gene Ontology annotation, cellular component: nucleus. Gene Ontology annotation, biological process: regulation of telomere maintenance. NCBI's taxonomy places the organism in Eukaryota, Metazoa, Arthropoda, Malacostraca, Decapoda, Penaeidae. The record is from RefSeq and is a predicted model, not a curated record. The transcript is spliced from 23 exons.